This is a messenger RNA of Mucor velutinosus, 2118 nucleotides long. Its product is annotated as CCAAT- binding transcription factor component. The coding region runs from base 1 to 2118 and encodes 705 amino acids. The record is from RefSeq and is a predicted model, not a curated record. Gene Ontology annotation, molecular function: lipid binding. The transcript has a single exon. Lineage: Eukaryota; Fungi; Mucoromycota; Mucoromycetes; Mucorales; Mucoraceae. Gene Ontology annotation, cellular component: endoplasmic reticulum.
AUGCAUUUUUAUAUAUGCCUAUUUGUUGCCUACAUUCUGGGUGGCAUCACACUUAUACCUCUUCUCUUGGUUGUCAUCUUUAAACUACAAACCCCCAUUGGUAGCACAACCACCAAGCUAGCACAACCACCGUCAGACACGCUUGAACAACAGUUUCAUAAAGACGACCAAAUAGAGCACAACCAGUUUUACAAAGUUGGAUGGCUGUACGUUACCAGAGGGGCUCAAACUACGAGCAAAAGCUCAUCUAUUGGAGGUAUCGUUAAAUCCUAUUUGUCUGGAAGCAGUAAUAAUGCGAGAGCUACUAGCAACACAAUAUCAGCCCAAGAUGCCAGUUCGAUAUCUGUAAUAGAGAACAGUAAUGGCAACAGUAAAAACAGCUUUCAUUACUUUGCCGUCCUAAAAUUUAACACGCUUUACUUGUAUGACUCUGAGCUUCAGCUAGAUUGUAAGAGUAUCAUCAAUGUAAGCAACCACCAUGUACAGAUAUACCCUCCUGGUCUAAAAGAUCACGAAUUGUACUCGAAAUCAAGCCGCAUUCAAUUAAAGAAGAAAAAGAGCAGCAUCUACCUAGAAAAUCAGCAAAAAGAGUACUAUCUGCACUGCACUCGAUGCGUUGAUAAAGAAGACUGGUAUACCGCUCUGCUGAGAGCAAGUAAACUCGAGCUUACCUCUUCCCAGCAUGGAGAACCGCCCAUCAAAGACUUGAAAAGAUCUCUUGAAAACUCCACGCACUUUGAUCAAGAUGCCAUGAAUCAUCUGAUAUCCACCAUCCACAGCGAUCCCAGCCAUUUCGAGUUGCAAUGGUUUAAUGCGCUAUUAGGUCGCAUAUUCCUGGGCAUUUACAAGACAGAUCGUACCAAGUCAUUCUUUUACAACAAGAUUCUCAAAAAGAUUGAUAAACUAAAUGCUCGUAGGCCGCCUUUCCUGGAAGAAAUCUCAUUGAGAUCAGUAGAUGGAGGCCACGCAGCACCGCAAAUUACACAACCACGAUUCAUUCACCUCAGUCCUCAAGGCGAAUACACUGGAGAUGUUCAAUUAUUCUACGAUGGACAUUUUCGAGUUGAAUUAGAGACCGUGCUUAAAUGGAAGUACUCUGAUAGACUACCGCCUAUUCGCAUUGACCUUGUAUUAGCCAUCACACUGAAAUCUAUUGAAGGUAAAAUGAUGGUCAAAAUCAAAGAGCCGCCUACAAACCGUGCCUGGAUGGGAUUUUACAAGAAGCCUAGAAUGGAUUGGAUUGUGGAGCCCGUCGUAUGGGAGAAGCGCAUUGGAUACUCGGUGGUAAGCAAAGCCAUUCAAACCAAGAUUGAGGAGAUCUUUACGGAAACGAUGGUUCUGCCAAACAUGGAUGAUAUCGUCUUUUUUCAGACUGAAGGCGGUUUGGGUGGCAUAUUUGGCCAUGAAGAAGAAGCUGUCAAUGAAAGAACCUUGAGCUCGGGUGUAACAAACUUGUCCUACCAUUCCUUGCCUGAAUUGUAUUCAACUCCAUCCGAUUUAGUUGUUACAGCAGAUCCAUUUCCACCCCUUAGUACCAGCGUGUCAUCUUCAGCGACUAUUCCAAUCAAAAAGAGAUGGUUCAAAAGAAAAGGCAACCUGCCUACCACUGCCACGAUGCAGGAGCAAGUAACUACAGCAGAAACUCGCGAUACUAAGACGACAGACGUGGAACGAGAUUCCUUAUCGCAACAGACGCUGAGAUCUGUCAUGAUAUCCACCCAACAUUCCAACAAUGCCAAGUUGACAAAACGCAAAAAGUCCAGCAUUAUUACUUGCAACAACCAGAGCAAGAAUUCUACAAGACAGCAGUUAUUAGCGGCCAAUGUUGACCAUUCAAUUGAUUCUCUCCAUAUUUCACAUUCACAGCAGCAGUUGCAGCCAAUUCACCAGCAAAGCAAAUCUCCCACGGUACAAUCCACUAAAGAUGCUGUACCCCAACACUUGAAUGUAACACACGACAACAAAAGCGCUCUCCAUUCAGUACGUUUAAGCAAAAAGAUGCUGUCGCUAUCAGAACAACGGCUACAACCAUCGUCUAGGCUACGGUCAAAAUCGCUACCAAGCACCGGCCUCUCGGAGAUCAAUGUGGUACAAAAUAGCGACAAUGUUACAAGAUAG